AACAACAAUAAAUAUAAACACCACCUUCACUGAUAUGCUUUCAUGUAUAUUUACGCAUAAAUAUAUUUAAAGAUAGAAACACAUGCAACUCGUGUGACCAAAAGCCUCGCGAAUUGAAAAACACGCGCCGCUGUAAUCUCAGAAUUACCCAAAACACGCGCCAACUUUUCAUUUUCCAAAAAUAAGAAAUAGUUUUAUUAAUAGAUUUACAAUUUCAUGCGUGCAAUUACCAGCAGCUACGGAAACCGAUAACGCGUCUUGGUCAAGAUAAGACGCCGCGCUGUGACUAUAAAAGCGAUCGUCUCAGAGUUUUUAGCACAGUUGUACCCGUACACCAUCAACAGUUACCACACGAACUUGAUAACACAGUUAGAGUAAGUUACUUAGGCUUACUCAUUCUAAAUAGAUAUUGAAAAGUCUACUUCUUUCUCUCCACGUAGCAAAAUGUUCAAGUAUUUCGCUUUUCUGACCAUUUGCGUCACUUUGGUCUCCGCCAAUUUUGUGAGCGUGCCCAUCUACAAGAACCUCAAGUACAACAGAACCCGUGCAUCUGUGAAGGCUGAGACCGCCUAUUUGCGCAGUAAAUACAAUAUACCCGGAGCACGUAGCGCCACUGUGGAAUUUGAGAAUGAAUACAACUUUUCUUAUUAUGGCAAGAUCACCAUCGGUACACCGGCGCAAGACUUCUUGGUACUCUUCGAUACCGGCUCAUCCAACCUGUGGGUGCCAUCAUCCUCUUGCUCCAGCAGCGAUGAAGCUUGCCAAAAUCACAACAAAUACACCUCGAGCGCCUCCAGCACUUAUGUGAAAAACGGUAAAAGCUUCUCCAUCGAAUACGGUUCCGGCAGUUUGUCAGGUUUCUUAUCGGAGGAUACCGUCAGUGUAGGUGGACUCAGUAUCCAGAACCAAGUAUUCGGUGAAGCUACAGCAGAACCAGGUGACACCUUUGUUGACUCUCCUUUCGAUGGUAUUAUGGGUAUGGCCUUCCAGUCGCUUGCCGUUGACAGUGUCGUGCCGCCUUUCUACAACCUGUAUUCUCAGGGUUUGGUCAGUGAGAACUUAUUCUCAUUUUAUUUGGCGCGCGCUGGUUCCUCCUCUCAAGGUGGUCAAAUGAUUUUGGGUGGUUCGGAUUCCAGCCUCUACCAAGGUAGUCUCACCUAUGUGGCCUUAUCCGAUGAAAGUUACUGGCAAUUCAGUUUGGGUGGCGCUAGCAUGAACGGACAGGUCUUGUGCAGUUCCGGUUGCCAAGCCAUCGCUGAUACUGGCACCUCACUCCUUGUCGCACCAUACAGUGCCUACAACGCAUUCAUGAACAUUGUGGAUCCCGAUGGUGAUAGCUCCAUUGACUGCUCGUCGGUGAGCAGCUUGCCUGAUAUUGACUUUGUCAUUGGUGGUAAAACUUUCUCUGUUCCUGCUUCACAAUACAUUCUCAACGAAGACGAUCAAUGCUCAUCUGCCGUCAGCUACAUUGGUACUGACUUCUGGAUCUUGGGUGAUAUCUUCAUUGGCAUGUACUACACCGAAUUCGAUAUGGGCAAUAGCCGCAUCGGUUUUGCUCCAGUCGCUUAAGUUAAUUAUUUUUUUAUUUACCAUUAAAUGAUGGCUUUUAAAUAAAAAUAAGGUUAAAGUACAAUUUUCGCAAGUUUUUAUUUUGUUGUUUUGAAAGCAUUAGAAAAUUUCAAGAGAUCUUACAAUACCAGCUGAACGUUCAGUAUUGUUUGCUAAGAUCACUGAUCAGCUACUGAAUAAGACAAAAUGAAAAUCUUCAUUCUUCAUUUUCAUCGCAAUUGAAGCUACAUAUAAGUCCCCCGUAAAA
Messenger RNA from Bactrocera dorsalis (oriental fruit fly), 1816 nucleotides. RefSeq names its product lysosomal aspartic protease-like. The transcript has a single exon. Gene Ontology annotation, biological process: cell death; proteolysis. NCBI's taxonomy places the organism in Eukaryota, Metazoa, Arthropoda, Insecta, Diptera, Tephritidae. The coding region runs from base 445 to 1569 and encodes 374 amino acids. Gene Ontology annotation, molecular function: aspartic-type endopeptidase activity. The record is from RefSeq and is a predicted model, not a curated record. Gene Ontology annotation, cellular component: lysosome.